This is a messenger RNA of Prunus armeniaca (apricot), 459 nucleotides long. The record is from the annotation of a GenBank genome assembly. Lineage: Eukaryota; Viridiplantae; Streptophyta; Magnoliopsida; Rosales; Rosaceae.
AUGCUUAUAAGAGCGUUUGAGGGUUUGAGCAUGAGGAAAAAGGACUACAACAAAAUGGUGCAACUACAUCUAUUCGUGGACUUUGAAAUAGAAACAAGGCUUGCCAUUGCCCUUGGUGCUGAUGUGGGACAGAGCCAGUGUAUAUGUACAGAAGUUGCGAAUUUCGUCAAAUAUUUUGGUUCUGGAUUUUUUGUGUUGAAGAAAUUUACAAUAAAGAGAAUGUUGACCGACCUUACAAGAAAAAACGAAGUAGGGUUGUGCGUUUGGACUAGCAAAGAGUUCCACCAGUACCAGGUUGUUGGGAGGAAGCUCCCUACGGCAUCUAUUGAGCACCCUAAGAUUUACCGAAUGAAGCUCUGGGCCACCAAUGAGGUUCGCGCCAAGUCCAAAUUCUGGUAUUUCUUUAGGAAGCUGAAGAAGGUCAAGAAGAGCAAUGGCCAAGUGCUUGCCAUUAAUUAG